Hypoxylon fragiforme is the source of this 1640-nucleotide messenger RNA. RefSeq lists its product as uncharacterized. The transcript has a single exon. The coding region runs from base 198 to 1367 and encodes 389 amino acids. The record is from RefSeq and is a predicted model, not a curated record. Lineage: Eukaryota; Fungi; Ascomycota; Sordariomycetes; Xylariales; Hypoxylaceae. Gene Ontology annotation, cellular component: Prp19 complex; U2-type catalytic step 2 spliceosome; U2-type catalytic step 1 spliceosome. Gene Ontology annotation, molecular function: metal ion binding; U6 snRNA binding; pre-mRNA binding.
GCUUCUUAUCGAUAUAUACUGCAUGCCGUUAUCCACGUAACUAGUUAUUUCUCAAAAAGAAGAAAGAGAAGAAACAUAACAAACAAUUCAUAGUUUAAAUCUUGGAAAUUUGUAGCCUCGCAUUCACAACCAUCUCUCUUCCAGCCUUACUUCAAAUCCUCGACAAUUAAAAACACCACACACCAAGCAGGCCCAUCAUGUCCGAAGAAAGAGAACUCGAUCAAGCUCAGGCUACAGAGGUUGUAGUAGCACCAGCACCGAAAAAAUUAAAAAAGAUAAUACGAAAGAAACGUCCUGCUCGACCACAAGUCGAUCCCUCCUUCAUCACAUCCGAACCACCUCCUCAGACCGGUACUAUCUUCAACAUAUGGUAUAACAAAUGGUCAGGCGGUGACCGUGAAGAUAAAUACCUAUCCAAGACUCACGCGAAGGGUCGGUGUAAUAUAGCUAAGGAUAGUGGAUACACCCGCGCCGACAAGGUCACUGGAUCAUACUUCUGUCUAUUUUUCGCGCGCGGCAUCUGCCCCAAGGGCCAAGAUUGCGAAUACCUACAUCGAUUACCGGGAAUACACGACCUGUUCAAUCCAAAUGUAGACUGCUUUGGGCGCGACAAGCACUCGGAUUACCGCGACGACAUGGGUGGCGUUGGCAGUUUCAUGCGCCAGAACCGGACCAUCUACGUCGGCCGCAUCCACGUCACCGACGACAUCGAGGAGAUUGUCGCACGCCACUUCGCCGAGUGGGGCCAGGUCGAGCGUAUCCGCGUCCUCAACACCCGCGGCGUCGCUUUCAUCACCUACACCAACGAGGCCAACGCCCAGUUCGCCAAGGAGGCCAUGGCCCACCAGUCCCUCGACCACGAAGAGAUCCUCAACGUCCGCUGGGCCACCGCCGACCCCAACCCCAUGGCCCAGGCCCGAGAAGCGAGAAGAAUCGAGGAGCAGGCCGCCGAGGCUAUCCGACGAGCACUGCCCGAGGAAUUCGUGGCCGAGAUCGAGGGACGAGACCCGGAGGCGAGGAAACGGAGGAAGAUCGAGAGCAGUUUCGGACUCGAGGGAUACGAGGCGCCAGACGACAUCUACUUUGCACGGGGAGUGCAAGCGGUCAAUCCAGUUGGACGACAGGGAUACGAGUUGGAGCAAGAGCAGAGAUUAAUGAUUGAGAACGGUGAAGCAGGCGCGUCGUCAUCAGCUCUAGCGGCGAUGAUUGAACCCGCAGAGCAGCAGCAGGAAGGGGGAAUCUUCUCGAGCAGCACAUUAGCAGCGUUGAAAAACGCGCAGGUAUCAGCUGGCCCGAAAACAAAGGCAGCUGCGUCGUCAGGACCUUUGGUGGCGUACGGUAGUGAUAGUGAAGACGAUGAUGAAUAAGAGUUGAUAUAGGGAAGGGAAGGGGGUUAAGGGGGCAGCUUCAUGAACAAAUACAUAAGCAAAUGAUCGUUCAGAAGAAGCACGCAAAUUUGUACAUAUACUAUAACCCCCCUUUUUUUUCAAACAAACUAGAGAUACCACUGCCCAGAGCAACCAAAAUUGACCCUAUCGAAACCCCUAACCUAGCCCUCAUUGUUGACUCGCUGCCAUGAAUAGCAACUCGUAAUCAUAACCAUAACCUUUCCUUCCCCCCUUCCAAGUCGACAAAAACAC